This is a messenger RNA of Labrus mixtus (cuckoo wrasse), 2672 nucleotides long. RefSeq names its product zinc-binding protein A33-like. Gene Ontology annotation, molecular function: protein binding; zinc ion binding. The transcript has 3 exons. NCBI's taxonomy places the organism in Eukaryota, Metazoa, Chordata, Actinopteri, Labriformes, Labridae. Bases 262 to 1914 code for a protein of 550 amino acids. The record is from RefSeq and is a predicted model, not a curated record.
CAGUGUCUAAAAGCAGGCGUUUCACAAUAAUCUUGUGUAACAGAGGGGAGGAAAUGAGAGCGAACAAACAGAGAGCUGCAGUUAGAGGUGGAGCAACGCAUGACAGAGGACAGCUUCAGCGUCACUCUGAAGAACUGAGACUGAAAGUUUGUCAGGGUGUCAGCCACGCAACGAGUCUGUUUAACUUGAAAAGCUAACAAACCGAGGUUGUCGGAUCUUUCUCAACAACUCGGCAGAUUCUCUGCAAACACUGGUGUAGAUAUGGCUGCUGCAAACUCUCUGCUAUCUGAGGAUCAGUUUCUCUGCGCCAUCUGUCUGGAUGUGUUCAAUGAUCCUGUCACCACAUCAUGUGGACACAACUUCUGCAAAAACUGCAUCACUGAACACUGGAACACCAGCGACCAGUACAAGUGUCCAAUGUGUAAGAAGGUUUUUAACACAAGACCUGAGCUGCACGUCAACACUUUGCUCUCUGGGAUGGUUGGAUACAUCAGACAGUCAGCUCAACUAAAAGCCAGCAGCAGCAGCUCAGAGCUACAAGAGUCCAAACCAGGAGAAGUUCUCUGUGAAGCCUGCACUGGAACCAAACAGAAGGCCCUGAAGUCCUGCUUAGACUGUCUGGUCUCCUACUGUGAGACUCACCUGGAGCCUCAUCUGACAGCUUCACGUCUGAAAAGACACCAGCUGAUCGACCCUGUGGAGAACCUGGAGGACAGGAUGUGUACGAAGCACGAUAAACCUCUGGAGCUGUUCUGUAAGACCGAUCAGACCUGUGUCUGCAUGCUCUGCUCUGUUUUAGACCACCAGACACACAAGCUUGUUCCUCUGAAAGAAGAAUAUGAAGAAAAGAAGGCAGAGCUGGAGGAGACAGAGACUGAAAUUCAGCAGAUGAUCCAGAAAAGACAACUGAAGAUUCAAGAGAUCAAACACUCAGUGGACCUCAGUAAGGACGAUGCAGACAGAGAGAUGGCAGAAGGUGUUCGAGUCUUCACCGCUCUGACAGAGUCCGUCGAGAGCAGUCAAGCAAUAUUUAUCAACACACUCAAAAAGAACCUGAAAAAAACUGAAAAAAGGUCAGCAGCUUUCAUCAAAGAGCUGGAGCAGGAAAUCUGUGAGCUGAUGAAGAGGAGCACUGAGAUUGAGCAGCUCUCACGCUCCGAAGACCACCUCCAUCUAAUCCAGAGAGUCCAGUGCCUCAACAUCAAUAACUCACCACCUAACACUCAACAGAAACGGAGGAUGGACAUUACAGUCUUUCCAUCUUCAUAUGAAUUGACUCUUGCGAGAGCUUUAGGUCAGCUGCAGGAGACUCUCAGUGAAGAGAUGAAGAAAUUGAUUCAAGUUGAGCUGAUGAGAGUCCAGCAGUAUGCUGUGGAUGUAACUCUUGAUCCUGAUACAGCACAUCCUAAACUCAUCCUGUCUGAAGAUGGGAAACAAGUUCAUCAUGGUGAUGCUAAAAAGAAUCUUAAAGAAAAAUUGGAAAGAUUUUCUGACUGCAUUUGUGUUUUAGGAAAGCAGAGUUUCUCUUCAGGCAGAUUUUACUUUGAGGUUCAGGUUAAAGGAAAGACUGAGUGGGAUUUAGGAGUGGUCAGAGAGUCCAUCAACAGGAAGGGACCAAUCACACUGAGUCCUGACGAGGGUUACUGGUCUAUAUGGUUGAGAAAUGGAAAUGAAUAUGAAGCUCUUGAUGACCAGCGUGUUAAUCUCUCUCUGAAGUGUCGUCCUGAGAAGGUGGGGGUGUUUGUGGAUUAUGAGGAGGGUCUGGUCUCCUUUUAUGACGUGGACUCUGCAGCUCUGAUGUACUGCUAUACAGACUGCUCCUUCACUGAGAAACUCUUACCUUACUUCUGUCCCUGUGUUAAUGAUGGAGGUAAAAACUCUGCACCUCUGAUCCUUGUCAAAAACACUGACUAGAGGCCUAAAUUCCUGUACUGAAUUGUGGGUUUCGCGCAAAAAUAUUUACUCUUGCAAGUGUAGCAUUUAUAAUACGGGAUACUCCCGCACAUAGGGCUGCGAGAUUCUGGCCAAAAUGAUAAUCACUAUUAUUUUUCUAUUGUUAAAUGUAAAUCACCUAUUGUCAAGGCUGGACUGAGGACAAAAAACCUGCCCUGACGUUUUUGGCCCUCACCAGUACCUAACAAAACAUGACACCGCAGCAGCAUCUCAUCUAACAGCAUGUCCUAACAGCACGCGAGCAUUAGAUAUUGCGUUGCAUCGCGCAUGAUCACACGAUCGCUGUCCACACUGCAUCUGUUAAAUAUAAAAUACUUGCUCUGUGAAUUUCAGCUUCCCUUAGCAAACAUUAUGACAUGUGGUGCUUUUAUUUUGAAGGUGGACAAACAGAAGAGUGGUGCUUUUAUUUUGAAGGUGGAAAAAACAGAAGUGUGGUGCUUUGUAUUGACGAGCUCAAAUCACAACACAGAUGCUCGUCAAUGAACGGCUCGCAGUGAGGCGAAAAAAGUUUUUCUCUUUUGUUGACUCGGUUCAAAGGUCAACAUUUCAAUCCAGGAUGAGGAUAUUAUUAAUGCACCAUUAUCUCCACUUUGUAAAACAAGCUAACAAGCUCUGCUGAGUGAGGAGAGAGAGUGUCACUGCCUGCUAGAGCCUCCUCCUUACUCGUUCUUUGUCCAUCAACCGAGCGAUAGAGAGGCACAGCGCUGCAUCGCUGUACC